Dictyostelium discoideum AX4 is the source of this 978-nucleotide messenger RNA. RefSeq lists its product as hypothetical. Gene Ontology annotation, cellular component: cytosol; cell leading edge. Gene Ontology annotation, molecular function: phosphatidylinositol-3,4,5-trisphosphate binding. The record is from RefSeq and is a predicted model, not a curated record. Lineage: Eukaryota; Evosea; Eumycetozoa; Dictyosteliales; Dictyosteliaceae. The transcript has 3 exons. The coding region runs from base 1 to 978 and encodes 325 amino acids.
AUGUCUGUAAUUUUACCAUCAUUACAACAACAACAACAACAACAACAAAUUCAACAAAUUGAAAAACAACCAAAUCAAUUCACAGGAUUACCUAAAGGAAUAGCAUUAUAUAAUUUUUUCUCAACCGAUGAAGAAGAAUUAACAUUGGAAGAAGGUGAUAUUAUAGAUAUUAUAGAGGAAGCAGAUGAUGGAUGGUGGAAAGGUGUUAAAAUUUGUGGAAAUAUUGAAUUAAAUAAAGAAGGUAUUUGUCCUUAUAAUUAUAUAAAAAAGUUAUCAACUUUGGAUUUUUAUCAACUUUGUGAAGGAAAAUCUCCGAGAUUACAAUAUGUUCACAAUAUUUUAAAAUUAUCUCAAUCUAAAGAAAAUAAUAUACAAAAACAACAACAACACCAACAACACCAACAACAACAACAAGAACAAGAACAAGAAGAGGAAGAGCAACUACAUCAAAAAUAUCAAAAUUAUAAUGGUAAUCAAUUUAAAGAUAGUACACAUAUAAUAGCAUCAUUAUCAGAUCCAUUAGAAAAAAGAGGAUCAGGACGUAAUAGUGAUUUUUUAGAUCAACAAAUGGAAGAACAAAGAGAACAAGAUGAAUUAUUAAAAUUACAAAGAGAACAAAUUGAAGAAAGAAAUAAACAAAAUAAUAGUGGUGGUAGUGGUGGUAUAACAAUUAGGUUAAAUGAUAUAGCAAAAGAAGGUUUUUUAAUUAAAAAAGGUCAUAUAAGAAGAAAUUGGAAUGUUAGAUGGUUUCAAUUAAAAAGAAAUAUUUUAACUUAUUCUAAAACUCCAAAUGAUAUUAAAUUAAGUGGAACAAUUAUAUUAUCACCAGAAUCUGAAAUUGAUAUUGCUACAAAUAUGAAAAGAACAAAUUGUUUUCAAAUUAAAAAUCAAAGUUUUAUUUUUUAUUGUUCAUCUCAAUCUCAAAGUGAUAUGGAGUCUUGGAUAACUGCUUUGAAUACUGCAAAGAAUGUACAUUAA